Messenger RNA from Colletotrichum spaethianum, 897 nucleotides. RefSeq lists its product as uncharacterized. The coding region runs from base 1 to 897 and encodes 298 amino acids. The record is from RefSeq and is a predicted model, not a curated record. The transcript has a single exon. Lineage: Eukaryota; Fungi; Ascomycota; Sordariomycetes; Glomerellales; Glomerellaceae.
AUGCCCGGCCUUACGAUAUCAACAGACUCAGUCUCUCCGCGCACAUCGAACGCGCCAGCGCCAGCGCCAUCUGCGUCUGCGGCUGGCGCCGCGACACCUGCCACUACAUCUACGGCCAGCGCAACAGAUCCCACACCGCAGCAGACCCCUCCGCGCUCCUCCCGUUCCUCGUCCCCCGCCCGGCCCCCCAUCAGCCCCAUAACCCCGACUCUGCCCCCGGCCCGCCUGCCCGACCCCGUCGCCCCCUUCGCCGCCGACCGCCCGGUCCUCACCCACACCUCACAGCCACCGACCGCGGCCGCCAUCCCGCCUCCGCGCCCGGAACCCAUCGAUUUCGAAUCCAACCCGGACGUCCUAGCCCUCAAGUCGGCCAUCUCCAUCCUUCAGAUGCAAUCAAAGAAGGCUACCGCCGACAUACAGGCUCUCAACGCUGCGAAGAAUGCCGCCGUGGAGAACCCCUCUGCCUUCCUCGCUGAUCUCGGAGCAGGCAAGGUGCAUACGCAAGGCGACAAGCUAUUCCCGGAGUCGGACUCCGAUUCGGACGAUGAGACGGACGGCACCAAAGCCGAUCAGGGGGCUGGAGAGGACGGCACCAGGCAAGGAAAGGCCAAGGCACAGCCGCAGCCGUGGGAGUCUUUGCCUAAACCCCAGAACGUAGUGCGUUGUCCGCCCAUCAACUGGUCGCAAUAUGCUGUUGUCGGCGAGUCUCUCGACAAGAUCCACGCGGACCAAAUAGCGCGACCGAGUCAAGGGGCACCGGCGACGUUGGGACCGAACGGCACAUAUGAGUUCAAGGGGGAGCCUGGAGGUAACCAAAGGUCUUUCAUAGGCGUUGCGGCCCCCUACACCCCCGGGAAGGAUAGAAUCGACAAGAAGGCAAAAGGUGGCAAGCGGUAA